AAAGCUGUGACCACGAAUGAGCCAAUCGGCUGUGGAAGGCAGAGUUGUCCCUGUGGCCGCCAUUAAAGAAAGGAAUCCUUGAAUUUAAAUGGAAACCAACAGGAACCGAGGCUGAAAUAAUGAUCCAAAUCUUCAUUACAACGCAAGCCGGCGCUGAUUUCGAGACGUUUUUAACAGGAUGUACAUCAUUUUUAAGCUAAAUUUUGCGAUGGAGGAGUGAGACGAGGCGUUUCAAAUGUUUUGUUUUUAAAGCGGACACCGAUUUAGGGCUCUAAGGGGGAGGGGGAGAGUUGCUUCUUUUGCUCUCCUUUUCUUUUUGUUUUAUGAACAUUUUACGCUGCUUUUAAUAUGCCUAUAYUGCGCACUUUUGAGAUGCCGAUAUAAUUGAGACAACACCGUCUCUUUUAUCCGCUUUUAGCUCCGGCGGAGGAAAACUGCAGUCAGAAGGUUGUUGAAUUAACUCUCCUUCAAAAGCCAAAUGUUACAAAAAAUAUUUAUGUCUGAUUAGGCUUGGACAUAACAGUUAACACAAACCAUCAAAAUUCGUUCUUUAUUUCCCUGGACGUGAAACGAUGGGGAGUUGGAUCUCGCAGUGAGGAAGGAUGAGUUCUUGUUUUGUACCUAACGGGGCCAGCUUGGAGGAUUGCCAUUCCAAUCUAUUCUGUCUGGCUGACCUGACAGGAAUCAAAUGGAAGAGGUUUGUGUGGCAGGGUCCCACCUCUGCUCCCAUCCUCUUCCCGGUGACAGAAGAGGACCCCAUCCUGUGCAGCUUCAGCCGCUGCCUGAAAGCCGACGUGCUGAGCGUGUGGCGGCGCAGCCAGCGGCAGGGUCGGCGGGAGCUGUGGCUCUUCUGGUGGGGGGACGACCCAAACUUUUCUGAACUCAUCCACCAUGAGCUUACAGCCGAGGAUGAUGGUCUGUGGGAGAACGGCCUUUCCUAUGAAUGUCGCACUCUGCUGUUCAAAGCAAUCCACAACUUGCUGGAGCGCUGCCUCAUGAAUCGCAGCUUUGUUCGCAUUGGCAAGUGGUUCAUCAAACCCUAUGAGAAGCAUGAGAAGCCCUUCAAUAAGAGUGAGCACCUGUCCUGCGCCUUCAACUUCUUCUUACACGGUGAAAGUAAUGUGUGCACCAGCGUGGAGAUCAACCAACACCAGCCCAUAUACCAUCUAACAGAGGAGCACCUCGCUCUGGCUCAGCAGGCUUCCAGCCCAUUUCAAGUAAUCCUUAGUCCAUUUGGCCUAAAUGGGAUGCUGACUGGCCAGUCAUUCAAGGUAUCAGAUCCUCCCACACAGAAACUGAUUGAGGAGUGGAACCAGUUUUAUCCCAUCAGCCCUCGUGCCAAGGAUGCCGAAGAAAAGGCUGAGGACAUGGACUGGGAGGAUGACUCUUUGGCCUCUGUAGAGGUCCUUGUUGGUGGUGUGCGAAUGAUCUACCCAGCCUGCCUGGUCCUGGUACCUCAGACAGAUAUCCCUGUCUUGGCCCCUGUGGGGUCUUCCCACUGCACUGCCGUCUACUCGGGUGGCCACCAAGUGCCUGCUUCUCAGCGAGAGCCUGCCAUGUCUUUGGUGACCCUCACCCCUCCCACGUCACCUGAGGAGGCGCACACAGUGGACUGYCACUCUGCCCAGAAGUGGGUUAAAAUGCCUUCAUUGUCUGACGCGUUCAGCGUGGACAGAACAARUCACCAUGGGGGAAAGAUUCCACGCCGGUUGGCCACUCAGGUGGUGGAGCGUGUCUGGCAAGAGUGCAAUAUCAACCGAGCCCAGAACAAGCGGAAGUUUUCAACUGCGACCAAUGGUAUCUGUGAGGAGGAGCUGACAGAAAAAUUAGGAGCUUGGGAUUUUGUGGUGCCUUCGCAGACAUCUUACUGCAGCUGUUCCAGACACAAAUCAGUAAAGCAACGAAUAGGCAGCACUCCAGGCCAAACUCAGUCAGCAGGCCAGCCCUCCCAGCCUCCAACCAAGCACAAAACUGGAGGAGAAAAGCCAGAGAAAGGUGAAAAGCAGCAGAAGAGACCCCAAACCCCCUUCCAUCAUCGCAGCCUGACCAGCGAUGAAACUUCCAUCGAGACUGAAGCAGCAGUGGGCCAACGGCUGGCCAUUAGGGGUCAGGAUGGGGGAAGAUUUCGUUCGACAGAUGUAGCCGCCAUCUCCAAAGCCCACCUGCUCCACAGUGGAGCAAUCAGCACUGGGCCUUCAGAGCAGCCCAACUCCCCCCAACCUCCACCACUUAGCCCCCACCCCUGUGAACGACCUGAGGAGUCAGGGGAGGGCAUAAAGAACCCUUCAACCCCCAACGGCCAACACUUUUAUCAGCUACCACCAGAGCACUGCCUGGUCGGUGUAAAAGGUGGCAGCGAAGAGCCCGGAGGGCCCGAUUGUCUCAAUCAGCACUUCCACCCUCACUCUCAUUCUGCGACCUCUUCCUACCCUGAGCCUCCCGAGCCCACAGUGUAUGUGGGUGCAGCAGUAAACCAGGAUGACGACAGCUCCCACACACCAUGGAGGUUAUUCAACCUGCCCCGCAGGAAAGAAGCCGAGCUGCCCACACCGCUUCUGCCKGGCGACAAGCUGAGAGACGAGGCCUCAAUCGCACAGGACCUGGUCUCAGUCACAGAGUUGAUGUCAUCAUCCAAAGGGCCACUGAAGGUGUCUGAAGAGCGUGUUCAAAUGUAUAGAGCCAGGAGUAACCAUUACCUGUCUGCUGCUAUAAUCGAUGGAGAUCACGAGCCUGAAGUGGAUCCCUACGACUUUGAGGACGGAGAGGUCAAGUUCACUUUUUCCAGCAAAAAGGAUAAAGCCGGAGGAGAGCGCGAGCCAGGCAAGAAACAUAAGGGGGAAGAUGGUGGAUCUGGUCCUUCAGAUGAAUCUCAGCAUGCAGCUGCAAACAACCGCAUGGCCUCCACCAGCCUGAUGCACGAGACGGACCUGGUGGUUUCCAUCAACGACCUGGAACACCUUUUCAACUCAGACGAAGAUGAUCUGACGAUCGGUCCCAGACGACCAGUCAACGGAACAGAUGAGAAUUCUAGCUACAAGGAACAAAAGCCAUCCAUUUUGGACCCUGUGUCUUGCAUUGGUUCAGACUGGCCCCAUAUGUUUCCCACGCCUCCCUCCUUGGAGCAGCACACCAUGGGCUACUCACCAAUGAAUAUGUGCAGCAAGGAGUACUGCAGCAUGGAGCACAACCUGGGCAUGACCACUCUGGACGGCAUCUCAACWCUGGGAGGCGACUUCAAGAUCGAAGUAGAAGAGAGCUUCUGUAGCCCCAAACCGUCUGAGAUCAAGGAUUACUCUUUUGUGUACAAGACAGAGCUGUGUCAGGCAUUUGUAGGUUGCUCCAUGUUCGCCCCUCUGAAGACGUUGCCCAGCCAGUCUCUCCCACCUGUUAAAGUACCAGAGGACUGUGUGUACCGGCCCAGCUGGACCAUGGGCAGGGAGAUGCCCGUAAUGAACUUCCUCAACAAAGACAGUAAUAUCCCCAGUGAGGGCAGCRCUAUGGACCAGGACUACAACCAAACCUACACACCUCAGACCCACACACCUUUCAUGUCCAACAGUGCUCCACCCAGUAACAGCGGCAUUGGCAUCCUGCCCUCRCCUGCCACCCCACGCUUCUCAGCCCCCACCCCGCGCACACCUCGGACCCCACGCACACCUCGAGGCCCCUCAAGCGUCCAGGGCUCGUUAAAAUAUGAGAACUCUGAUCUGUACUCGCCAGCGUCCACCCCCUCCACGUGUCGCCCUUUGAACUCUGUGGAGCCCGCCACUGUACCCUCCAUCCCAGAAGCCCACAGCCUUUAUGUCACCCUCAUCCUGUCAGAGUCUGUCAUGAACCUCUUCAAGGACUGCAACUUUGACAGCUGCUGCAUCUGCGUGUGCAACAUGAAUAUCAAAGGAGCCGAUGUGGGUGUGUACCUGAGCGAUCCGGUCAGCGAGGCCCAGGAGGCAUGCAGCUGUGGCUUCAGCGCUGUGGUCAACCGACGUUAUGGGAAUAGCUCAGGGCUGUUCUUGGAGGACGAGCUGGACAUCAUUGGACGCGGUUCGGAUGUCAGUAGGGAGGCAGAAAAGCGCUUCGAGGAGCUGCGGCUCUCCUCACUUGAAAAAACUGGAGUUGGGAGAGGAGACAUUGUGCCGGAUGAGCUGAUUCUGCUGCUGCAGGAUCAGUGCAUGAAUCCCUUUUCAUCAUUUUCAAUCAUGGAGAAUGACACCGUGACGUGGGGGCCAAGCGGAGCCCCAGAAACCCCAUGCCUAAGGGUGGAGGAGAGAGACUACUGCAGUGACUGCUACAUGGCCCUGGAGCACGGCAGGCAGUUCAUGGACAACAUGUCAGGUGGCAAAGUGGACGAGGCGCUGGUGAAAAGCACCUGUCUGCACCCMUGGGCCAAACAAAAUGCCGUGGACGUCAGUUCACUGUGCUCUCAAGAUGUGUUGCGGGUGCUGAUGUCUCUUCAGCCUGUGCUUCAAGAUGCCAUCCAGAAGAAAAGGACAGUUCGAUCAUGGGGUUUCCAGGGGCCUCUCACCUGGCAGCAGUUCCACAAGAUGGCUGGACGUGGCUCUUACGGCACAGACGAGUCACCCGAGCCUCUGCCCAUCCCCACCUUCCUGGUGGGUUAUGAGUAUGACUUUGUGGUUCUGUCUCCAUUUGGGCUGCCCUACUGGGAGAAACUGCUACUGGAUCCAUUUGGCUCUCAGCGGGACAUCGGGUAUCUAGUUGUUUGUCCUGACAAUGAAGCCCUGCUCAGCGGCUCUAAAAGCUUCUUCCAAGACCUCUCUGCCGUCUACGAGUCUUGCCGCCUGGGACAACACCGACCCAUUUCAAGAGGGUAUCCUGAUGGCAUAGUAAUUGUUGGGGGCAGUGCAGCCAAGACCCUAGCAGAUCAGCCAGUCAGUGAGUGGUUCCUCAAAGGUGCCAGCGGCAACAGCGACGCCUUCACCAAGCUCAAACUCUAUGCACAAGUGUGCCGCCACGACCUUGCUCCAUACCUCGCAUCCCAGACAUUAGACAGUUCCCUCCUCACACAACCCAGCACCCCUCCCUCAUCCAAUCAGACAUCAUCCACACAACAGUCUAGCUCCUCCUCCAGCACAGCCAACCAACAGAGCUCCUCUGUAUCCAAUAACAACAACAACAACAACAGCAUGAGCAGCGGUUAUGGAAAUGGUUCGGCAUCAUCCAACAACCACACCGCAUCUUCAGGCCAGCCUGGCAGCACAAUCCCAUCUGCCAAGCCCAACUCCUUCCCCCCCUUUGUAAGCACGGGAAGCCAGAACUCCCAGAGYGGACAGCUGGGGCAGCAAGCUGGUUCCCAGAAUGCUGGCACCUCAGGAGAAAACUCCAACAGCCAGGCCCAGGGGCCUACAGAGCCACCUGAAAGCACUUUGGAGCGGGAGAAGGUAGGCGUUCCCACUGAUGGGGAGUCCCACGCUAUGAURUAUCCGCCCGCUAUCGUUGUUUACAUUGUGGACCCCUUUAGCUAUGAGGAGUCCGAUGGAGGCCUGGGGCCUGUUCAAACCCAUUCCAGCGUGUGGACACUGGGUUUGCUCCGCUGUUACUUGGAGAUGCUUCAGUUUCUCCCCCCACAUAUGCGCAACUCUGUUUCUGUACAGAUUGUUCCAUGCCAGUACCUGCUUCAGCCUGUACGAGGAGAAGACCGUCAAAUCUACGCACAGCACCUCAAAUCUCUAGCAUUCUCUGUCUUCACUCAGUGUAGACGACCGCUGCCCACUUCCACCAAUGUCAAGUCUUUAACAGGCUUUGGCCCAGGCUUGGCCAUUGACAUUGCACUGAGGCGCCCUGAGAGGCCAGACUGUCUUCGUCUGUACACACCCCCAUUUAUCUUAGCACCAGAAAAGGACAGACAGACGGAACUGGGCGAAACGUUUGGUGAAGCGUCGCAAAAAUACAACGUGCUGUUUGUGGGCUACUGUUUGUCUCACGACCAGAGAUGGCUUCUGGCUACGUGCACUGACCUGUACGGGGAACUGCUGGAGACCUGCAUCAUCAACAUAGACCUACCCAAYAGGGCACGGAGGAAAAAAGGGUCGGUUCGUCGACUUGGCCUCCAGAAGCUGUGGGAUUGGUGCCUAGGACUGGUGCAGACGACAUCAAUUCCCUGGAGAGUGGUGAUUGGCCGAUUAGGCAGGAUGGGGCAUGGAGAGUUAAAAGACUGGAGCAUUCUAUUGAGUCGAGGAAAUCUGCAGUCACUCAGUCGGCGUCUGAAGGAAAUGUGUCGAAUGUGUGGAAUCUCUGCCUCUGACACUCCCAGCAUCCUCAGUGUAUGCUUGGUCGCCAUGGAGCCGCAGGGAUCCUUUGUUAUCAUGCCAGACUCUGUGUCCACAGGCUCUGUGUUUGGCCGGAGCACCACCUUAAACAUGCAGACCUCGCAGCUCAGCACCCCACAGGACACCUCCUGCACUCACAUCCUGGUUUUUCCCACCUCUGCCUCUGUUCAGGUGGCCAGCUCUAAUUACACCAACAUCGACACCAACAUCGACAUCCUAAAUGCCACCACUGGGGCAGAGCACAGAUCGGAUGGAGUCUCAUGAAGAGGUUCAGAACCUCCUGCAGCAGCCUCUGGCACUUGGCUACUUUGUCUCUACAGCGAAGGUUGGCCCGCUACCUGACUGGUUCUGGUCGGCUUGUCCGCAGGCUCAGAACCAGUGUCCACUCUUCCUCAAGGCCUCUCUGCACCUCCAUGCGUCUUCAUUGCAAUCAGAUGAACUACUGCAUAGUAAACACUCCCACCCCCUCGACUCCAAUCAGACCUCAGAUGUACUCAGAUUCGUACUGGAGCAGUACAAUGCUCUUUCCUGGCUCACAUGCGACCCCGCCACACAGGACCGACGCUCGUGUCUGCCCAUUCACUUUGUGGUGCUGAACCAGAUGUACAACUUCAUCAUGAACAUGUUGUAACCAGCAGUCUUGUUGUGAUAGAAUUUACGAGAAGAGCAAAGUGACUGCCUCAGGCAGGGGGUCUUAUCACCUGAGGAGGACGCCAGAGUUGAUGCUGUACCAAAAGUGGACCGUUUGGCUGGGUGAAGCAUGUCUGGUUCCAUCCCCUUGCUGCUGUUACUGGUCCACACAGUCCUGGCCCUGUGAUCUAACAAGACAUUUACACGAGAACAAGAGAAUAAAGAAAAGAGGAGAACCA
Molecule: messenger RNA, 7153 nt
Organism: Austrofundulus limnaeus
Lineage: Eukaryota; Metazoa; Chordata; Actinopteri; Cyprinodontiformes; Rivulidae
Gene: med13a
Product: mediator complex subunit 13a
Biological process (GO): positive regulation of transcription by RNA polymerase II
Cellular component (GO): mediator complex
Molecular function (GO): transcription coactivator activity
Source: RefSeq, a predicted model, not a curated record